Molecule: messenger RNA, 1557 nt
Organism: Penicillium alfredii
Lineage: Eukaryota; Fungi; Ascomycota; Eurotiomycetes; Eurotiales; Aspergillaceae
Product: MFS transporter
Exons: 7
Coding region: 1-1557 (518 amino acids)
Biological process (GO): transmembrane transport
Molecular function (GO): transmembrane transporter activity
Source: RefSeq, a predicted model, not a curated record
AUGUGGACCAACGCUUUUGAGGACUGUCGAUCACACUUUGCCCGAGCCUGGAUUUUUGCCUGGAUCACCACAACUUUUAAGCAGCUUUUUUCCAGGGGGAAAGAGGAAAGAUCCGAUAUCAUGUCUGAUUCUACGUCUCAGGACGGGGAGAAAGAGGCUCAGCCUGUGCUGGGUUACGAGGUUGAUUGGGAGGGCCCCGAUGACCCUAGUGUACCGAUCAAUUGGCCCGAGUGGAAGAAACGAGGGAUUAUUGCUGCAAUUUGUGCCAUGAGAUUUACGACGCCAUUCGCCUCGUCCAUGAUGUCCCCUGCCCUGCUUAGCAUCGGCAAGGAUUUCCCAGGCACAUCGGAUGCCCUUCUUAGCUUCACAGUCUCCAUCUACAUCAUCGGCUUCGGAUUGGGCCCGCUGAUCCUGGCUCCCCUCUCCGAGGUAUACGGUCGCAACGUGGUCUAUCAUGUGUCCAACGUUUUUUUCACCAUCUUCAUAGCAUGCUGUGGCUUAUCUCCUAACGUUGGGGCCUUGCUAGCCUUUCGCCUAGCGGCGGGCUUCUUCGGGGGCGCGCCCUUGACAAACGGUGGAGGUACUAUUGCCGAUCUGGUACCCGUCCACAAACGAGGACUUAUCAUGAGUAUCUUCUCUGCCGUUAUGCUGGUUGGUCCAGUUCUAGGCCCAGUUAUUGGUGGGUUUCUGGCGCAGGCCAUGAGUUGGAGAUGGAUUUUUUGGAUCCUGACUAUUAUGAGUGGUAUCGCCAAUAUCUUGUGCUUCAUCUUUCUUCGUGAGACCUACAGUCCUGUCUUGCUGGAACGGAAAGCCCGCUAUCUUCGCAAAAAGACAGGGGAUCCACUCUAUCAUCCCAAAGGAAAGUCAUCGAAGACAUUAGGACAGCUGUUGCUUGUCGCUAUCACUCGGCCAGUGCGAAUGCUCGCUAAUCCGAUUAUUCUGGGUACCUCAAUUUACACAGCGGUGAUCUACGGGAUAUUUUACCUACUACUCACAAUAUUAUCCAUUGUCUUCCAUGACCAAUAUGGAUUCAAGGAAGGCAUCGCUGGUCUAGCAUAUCUCGGAAUCGGGAUCGGUAGCGUCUUAGGCAUGGUUAUCUUUGGCCUAUAUAGCGAUCGGAUCUAUACUAAGCUGAGUGAAAAGCAUAAGGAGGCCAAACCUGAAUAUCGACUGCCUCCACUGUUACCAAGUGCGCUUGCAAUGCCGAUUGGUCUGUUUAUCUAUGGCUGGACAGCACACUAUCGCCUGCACUGGAUUCUUCCUAUUGUUGGCACCGGCUUCUGUGGGUUCAGCCUGAUGGGUUGUCUUACUGCGGUUCAAACUUACCUUCUGGAUGGAUUCACAAUCUACGCAUCUAGCGCUCUCGCAGCAAGUAGUCUGGUCCGAAGUCUUGCCGGUGGUCUCGUUUCGCUAAGUGGGCCAGGCCUUUAUGACCGGAUGGGCCUGGGUUGGGGAAACUCCCUUCUUGCAUUUCUGUCGAUCCUUUUUGGUCUUUCGCCUCUCCUGUUCUAUAAAUAUGGCGAAAGAUUGAGACAAUGUCGGAUUGGCGUUGAUUAA